GACCGCUCCUCAUCCUCCUCCUCCUCCACCGUCGCUCACCCCAAGCCCGCAGUGAAAGGCCGCCAGACCGCGACUUGCCCCUCACCGUUGACCGCUUUGCUGUGCGGCGGCGGGUGCAGGAGAGACGCGCAAGGGGCGCCGCGAGUGGAAGGAGACGGAGUGAGAAUUUGGCGGUGAUUGGUGGUGGGAGUGAGGAGGAUUGGAGAUUUGAAGAUGAACAUCGGGCACCAACAGUACCGCUACGAGGACUACAAGGUGACGGCCGACUGGUUGCUCUCGAAAACCAAACACCGGCCAAAGGUGGGGAUGGUGCUGGGCUCGGGCCUGGGCGGUCUUGCAGACAUGCUGGAGGACCAGCAGUCCUUCCCCUACUCCGACAUCCCCAACUUCCCGCAAAGCACGGUGGAGGGGCACGUGGGACGCCUCGUGUUCGGCCAGCUCAGCGGGAAGACGUGCGUGUGCAUGCAGGGGCGCUUCCACGCGUACGAGGGAUAUUCCAUGAGCAAGGUGACGUUCCCCAUACGCGUGUUCAAGCUGCUCGGCGUGGACACCAUGGUCGUCACCAACGCGGCCGGUGGCCUCAACAAGCAAUAUAAAGUGGGCGACAUCAUGAUCAUUCGCGACCACAUCAACCUGCCGGGCCUGGCCGGCAACAACCCCCUGCUGGGACCCAACAUCGAGAAGUUUGGGCCUCGGUUCCCGAGCGUCUCCGAUGCGUACGACCGCUCGUUGUGCGCGCUGGCGAAGAAGGUGGGUACCACGCUGGGCUUCGGCGAGUUCCUGCGCGAGGGCGUCUACGUGAUGAAUACCGGCCCGGCCUUCGAGUCCAUCGCCGAGUGCCGCAUGAUGGUCAUCCUGGGCGCCGACGCCGUGGGCAUGAGCACGGUGCCAGAGGUGCUGAUCGCGAAGCACUGUGGCCUCCGCGUGCUCGGCAUCUCGCUCAUCACCAACGAAGCCAUCUUGGACUACGAGACCGAGAAGACGGCCAACCACGCCGAGGUGCUGGAGACGGGCCGCAUGCGCGCUGCCGCACUGCAGAAGCUCGUCGCCGAGGUGCUGAGCAACGUGUAGCAUCAGGAGCCCGGCCGGUGACGGAGCUCCUGUUGUCUGCGGCGAUGCGGGGGGGGGGGGGGGGAUGAGUGUCACGGAUCCUAUUGUCCGCAAAUUUUAUGUUCUGUAAAUAAUGGCACGUAAAUGUGGGUGACGAUGGGGCCGCCAAUAAUAGGAGUUCUCAUGGACCCUAUGGAUGACAGAAGUCGUGGGUGAGAGGAAUCCUACUUAAGUAAACAAGUUUGUUGAUAUUUCAACAAAAAUAUUUGGAUUGACCACUUAACAAGCGAUACAUGUGAUGAAGUACAAUGCCUAGUCACCGAGUCUAAAAUUGCACGAGCACUUUUUACAAAAUUGCAGGUAAACUUCCAAUGGAAAUUUGGAUUUAAAAAAAAACACUGCUGAGUACGUGAUGUAAGCCAGCACAACGUGUACACUCCCAGAGAAUGGUUAAAUUACCGAAUGUGUGCAGCAUACCCCUGGCUCCAGGGGUGAAAACUCCGCUCGGUGCCCUCAGUGCGAGGCUCCAAUCAACCUGGGUGGCACAGGGUGUCAGUGCGGUGGCAGCACUCGUCGCGCCUCACAGCAACAAGGGCGGCCCGAGUUGAAUUCCCAACUCGGCUGUCUGUCUGUGUUGGCGUUUGUUCUCCCCCUGUUCUGCAUGGGUCUCCUCCGGGUUCUGCAGUUUCUUUCAUGACCGAAGCCCACACGCGAUGUAACUGGCAUUGGCCAACAUCCCCAGUGCUGAUAUAUGCCCUCCAAAUGACUCAUUCGGAAUGGAAACACAGCAUCAACAUCGCUCCUUUCGUGAGAAACUUGGCCAAGACCCUUCUGAAGAAGUGUCUUGAGCCUCGGCGACGCUUUCCUGGGUGAACAGGCAUCAUUAUAAUUGGAAAAAAUCAUUCCACGCCGCAUGAGUGUGGCAUCUCCAGUGCACACUUCCAGUAGUGUGACAGCCCACGUGACGUUUCUUGUUGUGUUGCUUCUGAUGAGCAUGUCGCCAUGAUCGGCGUCGUGCGGUAAACGUUGGGUGAAAGUUGUUACAGAACAAAAAACAAAAAACUUGAUGUUAACAUUUCAAAAGGGUUGCAACAGCUAUCGUUAGUGCUGUCAUGAAAUUCUGUAGGGUUGUGUAGUCAAAGUGAAUGUAAUAUGUAACUAAUCUCUGACCACAAACUAUAUAUAUUUUAAAAUGCUUCAACGUAUGUAGUAGUGAAUGAAUAUGUACAGCUUCUGAAUAUUAGAAACACCACAAAACGCUGUAUUUUGACAACUUAUAUACGGCCUGAAUUACUAAAUGGGGACACAGGGGAAAACACCAGGGGGUCAAUGCAAGAAAGAGAUUAAAUGUUCCCGAAGUAGACGGAAGCCAUAGGUUAGGGCUGGAGAGUGGUGAAUGGCUGGAGAGCUGUAAAUGGCUGGAUAUUGGAAAUCACCUUUCCGCAUUAUUUGGCCUAAAACAUCCAAGAAUUGCAAGAUGUGAUUGACCAUUUGAAUUUAGUUGCAUGGACUGCAAAGAUGCGGUGCCAGUUUUUGCUUGCGGGCUUAAGGUCCCCAGCAUCUCAUGAGACAUGCAUCUAAUGGGGUGUACACAAAUACAUGAUUGACAUUUUAUGAAUAUUCAUGGGAAUUAUUAACGUAGGCUAAUGGAGUGCAUAAGACUGUACAAAAAAAGAUGGGACAUGAGACACAGGAUACAAACAACAUGAAAAUAAUUGAUUCUUGGAUCGCAAGCCUGAAUCAUUCCCAUUCUAUUGAACGGUGGGAGGGAAGGUGGAGGGUUUUUUACGGCCUCAAUAUUCGUGUCGUCAACCCACCUCGAGUAGUCACUCGGGUACGUGACAUUUGGAACCAAUUUUAACUUGCAUUGAAACUCAAUUAGAACACGUUUCUUGCUUUUUAUUUCGCACCAGCGCUGUGAUUGUGAGCAACUCUUGAUACUUUAAGGUGGGAAAAAGUUUUAAGUCCGAAGAAAACGUGUCCUAAAAAUAGGUUUGGACGACCUUUAUUGGUUGAGAAAUGAAUUGUUUAUUUUUUUAAUGGUAAAGUUAUUGAUGCCACGACUACGAGAGGCUGGGUCGGUAACACCUGUGCGGAGUGCUCUCGGAUCCCGGCUGCGUUGUUGUUGUUGUCCGGCAAGGCGUCUUGACGUUUCGCUUCACAUGCCGGGAGCAGCCGCUCCCUCUUCUUCUUCUUCUUCACACGAAGCCAGGGAGCUAGCGUCACGCCGGACGUGUGCGGUAACAACCAGUAAACUCAUCCGGAGAGCUGUCCAGCACCACCGUGAACACCUACGCAGUGGGGUUAAUGACAUUUCCGCAAUCCCUCAACUGGACCCCCGGCCACGAGCCGACUCCACCCGGGUGAUCUCAGGGGCUUUGACUGGGUCUUGUGCGUGGGCUCUUUCACCAAACGCUGCGGGUGUUUAUAUACACAUUGCCAUGGAGAAAGACGCUCUACCAUGUAAAGACCUGACCUGACCUGCUGGAUAAACAACACCAUUGGAUGCAGUCUUUCCUGUGACAUUAUAAUUUCCUCAGAAUGGUCACUAUCCGCUGCUGUGUUCAAACUGUACAAUAGCAAAGGGAUAUUUAAGUCAAACUUUGAGCCAAGGGUCUAUUAAAAUGAGUUUCAGGAUACUACAAAGACCUAUUAGUUUAAACGUGGUUUUUAAAUCUCUCGGCCUUACACGGCCGAGCCAUUUGGCAUUCCCCUCAACCACUCCUUGGUGGGUCGAUCACGAACAGCGGGGCUUCAAAACUUCCUCUAGAAAUGCCCAGUUGUGCUUGAAUUUAAAGCGGUUGUAUUUCCCACGGUAAAUAUUUCAUUUCGGUUGCGGGGAUUAGUACGAUAGAUUUUCUAAAAUAGAACAAUAUUGAUAGAAUUACAUUGCUUGGAAAUCACUAUUACAUGUAAGGCAAACAGUUGGAUCCCUGACAGUAACACUUAAUUUUUGUCGAGAUAUUGAGAAAAUCUAAGCUGCGUCUGUCACUGCUGCUACGGUUAGCAUCUUUAAGUUGGAUCUCAAAUAUCACAUUCUCGACUUAUUUCCUGAUAACCUUUCUGACAUGAAUUUGUUCAUGAAGAAAUUAAUACUCGCAUGUUAGCAUUUUGAGAGGACCAUUUUCAAGGCGAUUUAUUUAUAAUUUCAAAACAUCCUGCAAUAAUUUUGUACAAGGCAUGAUCUCACCUCUGGAUGUUUAUUGUUGCCAUGGGUAACCUGUCAAGGAAACUGUGCUGCAGUGACCAGAAUAACUACACCCUUUUAUAGCCAUUCUGUAUAAACACACGGAGAAAAAAUAAAUUGAAGGACAUUUAAAUGCGCCAAAUGCUGUUUACUUGUGACAAGAAAUGUGGCUGAUAGUCAAGGAAGCUAAACUCAUUCUAGAUUUGAAGUUUUCGUGACUGCAAGGAUCCAUAAUCUUUGGUUCUUUUGGUAAAGUCACGUAGGUAAAAAUAAAAUAAAACAAAAAUGAAAACAACUAAAUUAAAUCACAACGUUUCGGGUGCAACACAAGCGCCCGUCACUGCAGAUUUCUUGCCCAGUUCAGCAGUUGAUUCUAACUGUUGUGUCCCACUUGGUGACGGGCGCUUGUGUUGUGCCCAAAACGUCGUGAUUUAAUUUAGUGACUUUACUGAAAGAACUUAACAUUAUGCUAAACUCAGCUUGUCUUUCAGAGCUGAAGCAUCCCAUACCCUGUAUAAUACAUCGGUGGUGGACAAACCGAUUGCAAGGGAAGUACAGAUUGGCUGUUGGCGUUUUAUUUCUGAGUGCAGUAUCAUUGGCCACAUUAAUUCACGACGGUCGAUCAUCCAGGUGAGAGUUAAUUCAUUUUUAAUGUUUUACGGAACAUAACACCGGAAUAUAAAAUAUGAUUAGUGUGGUUAAAGUACUCAAAGUUAUUCUAUCGAUAUGAAUGCUGUCAAUGUACCAUUCCCAAAGUGUUUUGGCCACCUUCCAUUCCAUGUGGAGGUUCUGUUUGCUCGUUGUAACAUUCAAAUCAUCAAAACGUCUUAAGACCAUGAACCAAAUGCACUUUGUGUUUUUUCCGUUAAUUCGUUUAAUGUUAAGUGGUAGUGUUUAGUUUUAAGAUGUCUCUUUUAUUGUCUUAAUUUUAUCGAUGUUAUAUUGUGGGAUCGUAAGAGAUGGUGGAGGGUUGAGGGGAGGCAUUCAUUCCGUAGUAGCUUGACCAAGAUUGAUGAUUAAUAUUGAUGUCAAAUUACAUCUUAAGUUUAUUUUAGAAUCGUUCUAUUAUUAACAUUAUUGUUUAGAAACGUAGUACAGCAUGAUUGGAGAAGUAUAUCAUUUGGUUCUGCUUACUUAUCUAACCUCGACACUUGUGUGAGACGCGAGAGUGUUACUCGCGCACCAACUUGGCUCCAUUGCGGUGAAGGGAGGGUGCAGUCUUUCGGUCCUAAAUCCCUAAAAGUAACCUUUGAAUAACCCGUGAAAUAUUCAGGCAUCAAUUGCAUCGGACGCUUCGAAGCCAGUGGUUCCCAACCAAAUCUUUGCGGAGCACCAUGCACCAACACACAUUUUUUUUCUAAAUUAAAAAUUGCAGCAUCCGUGACCGCGUCACCGAGACCACUUCCCGUUGGCCUUGCGGACCACAGCUGGGGGAAGCGGUGAUCUCAACACAGUGAGGACAUCGCUGAAUGCACCCUCCUUGGCUUCAAGUGGAGCCACGUGGAAAGUCGACGGUAGCUCCAGAAAGUUCAUCCAAGCUGCCGUACUGUGUUGGUUAUGCUCCAGUUGUGUCUCGUAUUGCACACCGUUUGUGUUUAAACCAAAGUUAUCUCCCUCUGCAUUUUGUCGUUAUAAAGUCCAAUUAAAGUGACUAAAAUGCUUGUUGAAAUGUUUUGUUAUAUUUUUUUACGUUGUGAGUGGAAUUCGCCAUAUUGCUAGAUGUUGAGGGCAGGUACACUUCUUUACUAUCUGCACCCAUGCUGCUCUGUCAACUCCCGAUACCGCGAGCCUUCUGCUUCAGACCAUUGGUGGCACAUGCCGGCUUUCACCAGUCGCACAUUGUUAAAUGUGUCUAAGGGAACUUGGAUUUUUAUAAAAGUGUAAGGUUAUUAAAACAUCAUUUCAAGAAGUGGGCCCGGUGGCUCAAGAGGUACGCAUGCUGAGCUGGCACUGCUGAGAUCCGAGGUUCUUCUCUGGGCAGCUGCUUGCGAUUGAUUCGGGUGGAAGGGUUGACACAGUGGUAACGCUCGUUGUGCCUCAUGGCAAGAAGCACCUGGGUUCAAUUCCCGCCUCGGGCGCCUUUCUGAGUUGAGUUUUUUAUGUCCUCCCCCUGUUCUGCAUGGGUUUCCUCUGGGGUUUCCAGUUUCCUCCCAUAGCUAAAAAAAACACAGCGUAACUGGUAGGCCUCAAGACGUUUUUUUGCAGUAGGUGCUGAUGUUGCUGUGUGUAACCCCAAUUGAGUAAUUUGCAUGUAAUGUUUCAGCAUUAUGAUGUUUUGACUAAUAAAGUUGCAUUGUAUGUCUAUGAUCGUCAUCUAUGGGAGGAAACCAGAGAACACAGAGCACAUCCAAUGCAAGACAGGGAGAACCUACACACUCCUCAGAGGUAGGCGCCCGAGUUGGGAAUCGAACCCGGUGGAAACUGCAACAUGUUUCCAAAAUGGGGUUUCGAGACUGCAUGGCUGCAUUGUGAAAAUCGUGUGAGGGCAAGGUCCUGGGAAACCGGGGAUGGAAUAUUCUGCAGCGGGUAGCUAUGAUGGAGAUGUUGUACCUUCAGACAUUACGCAACUCCAGAGGCACAAGAAGACGACAAUCCACAUUCCCUGUUUGCUUUCAGUAAAUGCAGAGUUUUUAAUGCAAGCUUUGGUAUGUUUGUAUUUGUAUUACAAUGGAAACCUGCCUCCUAUGUUUUCCGUUUUUGCGGUCAGGAAACAAUACAAUUGUAACACACAAUGCCUUCCUGACAUUACCGUGUAAUGUACGUUUAAUAAAAUGCCAUGAAAACUCA
Messenger RNA from Petromyzon marinus (sea lamprey), 7024 nucleotides. It is a transcript of the gene PNP, whose product is annotated as purine nucleoside phosphorylase. Gene Ontology annotation, biological process: nucleoside metabolic process. Gene Ontology annotation, cellular component: cytoplasm. Lineage: Eukaryota; Metazoa; Chordata; Hyperoartia; Petromyzontiformes; Petromyzontidae. Gene Ontology annotation, molecular function: purine-nucleoside phosphorylase activity. The record is from RefSeq and is a predicted model, not a curated record.